AUGUUGAGAACAGUUGACUCGUUAAAUAAUGUUCAAAUAUAUCCCAUCAUUUCAAAUCUUGUACAACAAAAUUAUUUCAGAUAUUUUAAAAUUAAUUUCAAACGUUCCUGUCCAUUUUGGUCUGAUGAUGGACGAUGUGUCCUCAAAAACUGUCAUGUGGAACAAUGCACAGAGGGUCAACCUAUAGCUGGUAAUGGACAGAUCGACUGUGAUCCUGUCAGUGAAGAAGAACGUAGACUUAGUAGUGUUGUUGAUGUCAUAAGUCCAAAUCAAGUCAAAGAAUUUGCACAAUGGGCUCUCCAUGACGAUGAUUUCUGCCAUUUGGAAGGUAAAGGCCAAAUAUUAGAUAUUAGACCACACCCCUCAUUUCAUUUAGAUGACUUGUCUGUUGAUGCUACUUACGUUGAUUUAGUGGUCAAUCGACGAUAUACAGGUUAUUCUGGCCACUCCCCUCAUCGUAUCUUCAGCUAUUUUAAUGAGAACUGUUUCAAAAUAGGAAAUGUCUUUAAUCUUCAAGAUUCUUGUCUGGAAAAGAGAGCGUUUUUUCGUCUCAUAUCUGGCAUUCACUCGAGUAUCAAUAUUCAUCUCUGCCAAGAGGAAUUUCGAGCUCAUUUUUUAAAUAUAUCUCGUAUAAUGGAUUGUGUAGGUUGUGAUAAAUGUCGUCUUUGGGGUACAUUACAAAUACAAGGCGUUGGUACAGCAUUAAAAAUAUUAUUUAACAAUAAAAAUACUUCUCAGUUACAAUUGACUCGUCAAGAAAUUGUGGCUCUUUUUAAUGUUCUAGGAAAGUUAUCAGAUAGUAUAAAAUUUUUAGAAGAAUUCAAAAAUAUGCAGCCAUCACAGGGAUAUUUUGACGUUGACGCUCACUCUAAUAAGAUAAUAAACUUGGUAGAUUACCUUUACCAACGAUGUCUAGCAGUUAAAGAAGAAAAGGAUAUUACUUACCCCACUCUUUUCCUAAAGUUGUAG
Messenger RNA from Gigantopelta aegis, 969 nucleotides. RefSeq names its product ERO1-like protein beta. Gene Ontology annotation, molecular function: thiol oxidase activity; FAD binding; protein-disulfide reductase activity. The record is from RefSeq and is a predicted model, not a curated record. Lineage: Eukaryota; Metazoa; Mollusca; Gastropoda; Neomphalida; Peltospiridae. Gene Ontology annotation, cellular component: endoplasmic reticulum membrane; endoplasmic reticulum. Gene Ontology annotation, biological process: protein folding in endoplasmic reticulum.